Lichtheimia ornata is the source of this 672-nucleotide messenger RNA. RefSeq lists its product as uncharacterized. Gene Ontology annotation, cellular component: endoplasmic reticulum membrane; intracellular membrane-bounded organelle. The coding region runs from base 1 to 672 and encodes 223 amino acids. Gene Ontology annotation, biological process: protein N-linked glycosylation; lipid biosynthetic process. The transcript is spliced from 3 exons. The record is from RefSeq and is a predicted model, not a curated record. NCBI's taxonomy places the organism in Eukaryota, Fungi, Mucoromycota, Mucoromycetes, Mucorales, Lichtheimiaceae. Gene Ontology annotation, molecular function: dolichyldiphosphatase activity.
AUGCUUCAACAUGAUGACACGGUGAUCCUCGCCUCACUUUCCUUGACCCAUGUCCAAUUCGACGCCCAAGACAAGAUCGCCUAUGCCUUCGCCUACAUCACCCUGUUGCCUCUCGCCAUUCUUGUGUUUUAUGCAUCUGUCAUUGUCAGCCGACGCGAGAUGGCAGGCAUCCUAAUGCUACUCGGCCAAUUGACAAACGAGGCUCUCAACGCAAUACUCAAGGAGUAUCUUCAAAUCGCUCGUCCACACUCUCAUCUUGGUACUGGUUAUGGGAUGCCGUCAAGCCAUGCACAGUUUAUGGCAUUCUUUGCUGUCUAUGGUUCCUUAUAUCUUUGGUCAUGUAUGCGGCUGGAUCAUAUCAUGUACAAGGUCCUUGCAACACUGGGUAUGGUUUCCUUGUCCCUUUUGGUGUGCUAUUCUCGUAUCUAUUUGGAAUACCAUAGUGCAAUGCAGGUGGCUGCAGGGAUGGGUGUUGGUAGCCUGUAUGGGUUGCUAUGGCAUUGGAUUUUGGAAUUUGUUAUUCGGCCCUCGGGAAUCAUUGAUCGUCUCUUGGAUACCCCACUCGCCAAAUUGUUCUACCUACGGGAUAUGCGUGCUAUCGACAAUGUCGCAAGAUGGGAAUAUCAUCAAUGGCUGCAACAACGUCAAAAGAGUAAAUGUAAGACCAAAUAA